Molecule: messenger RNA, 861 nt
Organism: Sabethes cyaneus
Lineage: Eukaryota; Metazoa; Arthropoda; Insecta; Diptera; Culicidae
Product: retinaldehyde-binding protein 1-like
Exons: 3
Coding region: 1-861 (286 amino acids)
Cellular component (GO): membrane
Molecular function (GO): phosphatidylinositol bisphosphate binding
Source: RefSeq, a predicted model, not a curated record
AUGUCCGCUCUAUUCGACGUUGAUGUUAGCGCACCAAGUGCGGAGGUGAUGGAAAUCGCUCGGCAGGAACUUCGCGAGACGCCGGAAGUCAGGGCUGCUGCUAUUGUCGAGCUGAGGAAUCUGUUGAAAGCUGCAGCGGAUCUCAACUUCCCCGAUGAUGAUGACUUUUUGCUGCUGUAUCUGCGUCCGACUCACUUCUAUCCGGAGAGUGCCAUCAAACUGAUGCGAAACGUAGCACAGUUCCAAAAGAACAAUGCCGACCUGCUGAAGAACUUGAUGCCAUCUGAUUUGAAGAAUGAGAUCACCAAUUUUGAUCUAAUCACGGUGUUGACGAAUCGUGAUCAGUUCGGUCGUCGGGUGGUUAUCGUCAAACAGGGAGAAGCUUGGGAUCCAAAGGCCAUCAACGAAGAUAAAAUCUUUGGUAUUUUGUACACCGUCCACAAGUUGGCAGCUUUGGAACCCAUCACACAGAUCUGCGGAGCGGUGGUGAUUUAUGACUUUGAAGGACUCGGCAUGAAACAAAUCAACGGAAUAUCGGUCAGUGGGGUCAAACGGUUGUUGACUUUCAUUCAGGAAUCGGCUCCGCUGCGCAUGAAGGCGGUUCAUUUCGUUAAGGAACCGACGCUGUUCAGUAUGGUUUGGGCCCUGAUGAAACCACUGGUUAAGGAGAAGUUAAAGGCCCGGAUGUUCUUCCACGGUGACGAUAUGAAGAAACUUCACAAGCAUAUUGAUCCCAACUACCUGCCGGCUAAUUACGGAGGAAAUAUGCCUGCUUUAACUUAUGCUUCGAAGGAAUGGUACCCGGCUUUGGAAAAACACAGCGAUUUCAUCAAGAAGUUCAACUCGGCUGGGUUCAAAUAA